CUCCAUAAUAUAGGAAGCUACAAUCAUCCUAACCCGGAUGUUCCCGAAGAACUAUCCGUAUAAUACGUUAUCUACAUGCUCUGUUCUGUACAAGCAAUUUGCUUAAUACAUCUUUGGAUGUUAGCACAUUACUAUACAACAUAAUUGUAAUGGUCAAGCUACAACUGAGAACUGAUUACUGUUUUCUUACUAUUUUCUCUGUUUUCAAUCGUCAAUGGCGGCUCGCAGCAUCUCAUCUCUUGUUUCUCGCUCCCUCCCUUCGCUUUCUCGCUACGGCAGAGGAAUUUACCGGUACGGCACGACCUCAGCUCAGGAGCCAAUUAAGCCACCUGUUACUGUAGAAUAUGAUAAGCUUCUCAUCAAUGGGCAAUUUGUUGAUGCUGCAUCAGGGAAAACUUUCCCAACAUUGGACCCCAGGAGUGGAGAGGUAAUUGCACAUGUUGCCGAAGGUGAUACAGAAGAUAUAAAUCGAGCAGUUGCUGCUGCACGGAAGGCGUUUGAUGAAGGGCCUUGGCCUAAAAUGACUGCCUAUGAGAGAUGUCGAAUAAUGCUUCGUUUUGCCGAUUUGGUAGAAAAGCAUAAUGAUGAAAUUGCUGCACUUGAGACUUGGGACAAUGGCAAGGUUUACGAACAGUCUGCUCAUAUAGAAAUACCAAUGCUUGUUAGGCUAUUUCGUUACUACGCUGGCUGGGCGGAUAAAAUUCAUGGGCUUACUAUUCGAGCUGAUGGGCCUUAUAAUGUUCAAUCUUUGCAUGAGCCAAUUGGCGUAGCUGGCCAGAUUAUACCGUGGAACUUUCCUCUAGUGAUGUUUGCUUGGAAAGUUGGCCCUGCACUGGCCUGUGGCAACACCAUUGUUCUUAAAACAGCAGAGCAGACACCGUUGUCUGCUCUCCUGGUAUCAAAAUUAUUUCUUGAGGCUGGCCUCCCUGAUGGUGUUCUAAAUGUUGUUUCUGGAUUUGGUCCAUCGGCUGGUGCCGCGCUUUGCAGCCAUGUGGAUGUGGACAAGCUUGCUUUCACUGGUUCAACAGCCACAGGCAAAAUUGUUCUUGAGUUGGCAGCGAAAAGCAAUCUUAAGCCAGUUACUCUGGAACUUGGGGGAAAAUCACCUUUUAUUGUUUGUGAGGAUGCAGAUGUGGACAAAGCUGUUGAGGUAGCACAUUUUGCUCUAUUUUUCAACCAGGGACAAUGCUGCUGUGCUGGUUCUAGGACAUUUGUUCACGAGAAGGUUUAUGAUGAAUUUGUGGCGAAAGCAAAGGAACGUGCCAUGAAACGCAGUGUGGGUGACCCCUUCAAGACAGGCAUGGAACAAGGUCCUCAGAUUGAUGCAGAACAAUUCAACAAGAUCCUCAAGUAUAUUAAAUAUGGUAAGGAAUGUGGUGCUACCCUCGAAACUGGUGGUGAUAGAUUUGGCACGAAGGGAUAUUACAUUCAGCCAACUGUCUUCUCUAAUGUGCAGGAUGAUAUGCCGAUUGCAAAGGAUGAAAUCUUUGGUCCGGUGCAAACUGUUUUGAAGUUUAAGGACAAUGAGGAAGUGAUUCGGAGGGCAAACAACAGCCCGUAUGGUCUUGCUGCAGGAAUAUUCACUCAGGAUCUUGACACUGCUAAUACGCUAACACGGGCAUUGAGAGUUGGGACGGUAUGGGUUAAUUGUUUCGAUACUUUUGAUGCUGCAAUUCCGUUUGGUGGCUACAAAAUGAGUGGAAUCGGGAGGGAAAAGGGAGAAUAUAGUCUCAAGAACUACUUGCAAGUUAAGGCCGUCGUUACCUCUCUCAAAAACCCGGCAUGGUUGUGAGACUUGGAAAAAGUUGGGCUGAGUUUCGCAUGAAUCAGCCGAUGAAGAUGAUUGAAAGAAUAUUUCACCUUUCUACACCUAGUAAUUGGGAUUUUAGAAGGAUUAUCCAUGGUAGAGUCCGAAUCCCGUGUUUAUGCAAGAUUAUGUGUUGUUUUCUCUUCAACCACCGCAGAAGUAAAGGAAAUCAUGAUGAACUUGAGUUCUUAUGUUAACGCGGUAAUUUCUACAUGAUUGAUAUAAACUUUCAACUCUAA
Sesamum indicum (sesame) is the source of this 2046-nucleotide messenger RNA. RefSeq names its product benzaldehyde dehydrogenase, mitochondrial. Gene Ontology annotation, molecular function: oxidoreductase activity, acting on the aldehyde or oxo group of donors, NAD or NADP as acceptor. The record is from RefSeq and is a predicted model, not a curated record. NCBI's taxonomy places the organism in Eukaryota, Viridiplantae, Streptophyta, Magnoliopsida, Lamiales, Pedaliaceae.